AUGUUUCAAUGUGUCAUUGCCAUCAGCCGAACCGAAAGUAGUGAUCUGAUGACCCUGAGAGAGAUCACCGAGAUUCGUCGUCCUUGCAAGCUGUUCUUCAAGCGGAUGAUGAUAGUCACCGUGUCAGGUGGCUGGAAUGUUGUCAUCCGGAAACGCAAGUUUAAAGUCGGCGAGCACAUCCUUUUCUGCAAGCCCGACACCUUCAUUCCAAGCACGCCGCCAAUUUCGGCCGACUUCCACCUCGGUCAGUAA
This is a messenger RNA of Diaporthe citri, 252 nucleotides long. RefSeq lists its product as uncharacterized. The coding region runs from base 1 to 252 and encodes 83 amino acids. The transcript has 2 exons. The record is from RefSeq and is a predicted model, not a curated record. NCBI's taxonomy places the organism in Eukaryota, Fungi, Ascomycota, Sordariomycetes, Diaporthales, Diaporthaceae.